Molecule: messenger RNA, 846 nt
Organism: Juglans microcarpa x Juglans regia
Lineage: Eukaryota; Viridiplantae; Streptophyta; Magnoliopsida; Fagales; Juglandaceae
Exons: 1
Coding region: 91-603 (170 amino acids)
Source: RefSeq, a predicted model, not a curated record
UGAUAUACUAACCAGUAGUAAAGAACUAGCAGUGGCACCUCUCUCUCUCUCUCUCUCAAACUUGUCUCCGGCGCCGGUAGCAGUAUAUAUAUGGCAGCCUCAAAGAUGUUGCUAUUAUACUCACCAGCAUCAAAUUCCUUAUCACCCUCACGAUCUAACGGCCCCUUCAACUCAACACAUGAAAGAGCAAGAUCGUACGCUCCGAUCAAACUCUUGGGAAUGGCAAAAGAGAGCAGCGAAAGCGGCGGCAACGGUGUUAUAGAGAAAGCAGCAAUAGCAGGUGGGUUAGUGUCGACGCCAGUGAUAGGCUGGUCUCUCUACACGCUCAAGACAACAGGUUGCGGCCUCCCACCGGGGCCCGGGGGUUCAAUAGGUGCAUUAGAAGGCGUGAGCUAUUUAGUUGUUGUGGGAAUUGUAGCUUGGUCCUUGUACACCAAAACCAAAACUGGUUCUGGUCUUCCCAAUGGUCCUUUUGGGUUGUUGGGAGCUGUUGAGGGUCUCUCAUACUUGACAUUGCUCGCCAUUCUCGUAGUGUUCGGGUUGCAGUAUUUUGAGCAGGGUUAUAUCCCUGGCCCUCUCCCGGCGGACCAGUGCUUUGGCUGAUCUCUCUCUCUCUCUCUCUAAAGUGGAUAAUGUGGCAUGUAGGCCACUAUAAUUCUAUCUCUAGUCUGUGGUUACAUUUCUUCCAAGUUGUCAUGUUAUUUAUUUUUAUAAGUCAAUUGCCAUUUAUACACGCACACAUAUUUCUCGUCCUUGCGAUCUCUAUCUGAAUUUCUUGUUCCCCAAGUGGGUUCUUCUGCUAAUUGACUGUCCUCAUGUUUAUGUGGGGAAUAUUUCUCUUGGUAA